Molecule: messenger RNA, 1887 nt
Organism: Closterium sp. Yama58-4
Lineage: Eukaryota; Viridiplantae; Streptophyta; Zygnematophyceae; Desmidiales; Closteriaceae
Source: the annotation of a GenBank genome assembly
AUGCUUGGGGUGCUUGGGUUGCUGGGGGUGUCUCUGAAGCUCAACACCACCAGCUACCUCAUCUGGGCGUUUGCGCAGACAGUGUCCAAGACGCUCUAUUUCCACGGCAUGAACCAGGGCGGCUACGCGGUGGACUUUGCAUGCUAUCAGGUGCCUCAGCCCCUGUGGGGAGGUGGGCCCGACUACAGUGAUGACUCCGAUGCUGACAAGGACUACUCGAGCCCCUGGCAGGGCGCCAGUCUCCCCACCGACGCUGCUGCUGACGGUGCUGCUGGUGGCCUUACUGCAACGCUUGUUGACCAGGGGUCAAUUGAAGGAGGAAAGCUCUUUUUUGGCGGCACGGAAACGUUGAAGCCUGCGGCCGCGCCGGCGCCGCGGGCGCAGGGGAGGCGGCACAAGUCGGGAGCGCCGAGGGUGGCGGCGACGUGCAGCCCUUCGAGCGUCAGCGGCUUCACGUCGUCGAAAACGCUGACAGCGGGCCUGGUGCUGCACUGGAAAGCCACCACGGGGACCACCGUCGACAUGGAGCUGCACGCCACGUCAUCAGGCGCCUCGGGCGGGUGGUUCGCAGUGGGGUGGUCGACGAGCGGGACAAUGUACCCCGCGGAUUGCGUGAUUGCGCACGCGGCGGGGGCGGACAUCGGCGCGUACACUAUGGCGAGCUACGCCGGCGCCACAACCACGACCGCGUUCUCCCUCGGCUCGCCCACUUACUCUGCUGGCAUUGCCACAUUCUCCCGCACAGUGGGAACAGGAAGCAAGGUGAAGUUCGCCAACGGACCCAUGAAGACCAUCUGGGCCUACUCCGACGGCCAAUCUACCUCUUCCCUCUUCACCCCCACCACCCACCCGUUUCCCCACCGUCCCCUCCGCCCCCCCAACCCCAGAUUUUCCCGCACGGCAGGAACGGGAAGCAAGGUGACAUUCGCCAACGGACCCAUGAAGACCAUCUGGGCCUACUCCGACGGCCCAUCCACCUCCCUCGUCGGCCACGGGGGCAACCGCGGCAGCACCACCAUCGACUUUUCCUGUGAUGGCACCCCCGUUACCACGCCCUCUCCUCCUCCCCCUUCCGCCACCCCCUCCCCCCCGCCUUCCUCCGCCUCCCCGCCCCCCCCUGCCUCCUCCGCCUCCCCUCCGCCCCCCACUGCCACGCCGUCACCCCCGCCCGCGCCGCCGGCUGCGGGAGUGGCGUGCCCCGCGUCGGCUCUGGAAGGGUUUGAUUAUGAAGUGGAGCUUGGCGGGCCUAACAUGCUGCUGCACUGGACCCUCGCUACUAGCACCACCAUCAAAUUCUCCAUAGAAGCACGCGGCAGCACCAUAGCCAAGGAUGGCUGGAUAGCCGUUGGAUGGUCGGGUAGAAAGGGCAAGAUGAAGGGCUCAGAUGCGGUCAUUGGGAACCUGCCUGGCGUGGUGGGGGUGCAUAUGAGUGGCUACAGUAAGAAGCUUGUAACGCAAACGAGUGCGUUCUCUAUCGGGGAUACUGCAGUCUCUACCACGUCUGAAGGCGGCACAACAAUCGCUUUCACUCGCGAGGUGGGCAAGGGAGCAGUACCCAUAAAGCUCAACGCCACCAACUACCUCAUCUAUGCCUUCAGCACCACAGCCUCCAAGACUCUCGCCUUCCACGGCUGGAACCAGGGCGGCCUUGCGGUGGACUUUUCGUGCUUCAAGAAGCCCGCGGCCCUGUGGGGUGGCGGGCCGGAUUACAGCGAUGACUCGGAUUAUGAUAACUCAUUCAACAGUGCACGCGCUGCAAGCAUGGAUGGCGCUGCAGGCACCUCCUCGGCUGACGGUGACGGGGCUGUUGGCACUGGGGUCGGCAUGACAAAUGCUGAUUGGUGGGCGCGGAGGUCAGGCUUAUGGAAAACUGUUAUUGGAGGUUGA